ACGUUAGUCACAUAUAACAUUACGUUGUCAUUAAUCACUAAAACCAACCAGGGGACUAGAUGCUUUCAUAUACGAGAUACCCGACUGGACGUAGGGGCUUUGGGUCGGAACUAAUAUAAAAAUCUUGUGUCUCUCUUAUACGCCAUCCGCACUAGACGCGUGAAGCACUAAUCACUAGCCGAUAUUUUCAGAUAACCGACAGACACGCAAAUGAAAAUAUUAAUGUCCUUCAAGAUAAUAAAAAAACAUCACAAGAUAAAGACGUCCAAGACCUCUCCAAGUGUUUGAUGGAAGAAAUAUUUACUGUUUAGAAUGUACGCUUGCAACAUACUUUGUAUAACUAUUGCAAUAUAAGCAACGUCCAUAUAAAUGACUUACAACAUACCUGUGAAAUACUUAAAACGUAUAUUUGCAACAUGUGCUUUCAGCGCAAUAUCUCCUUGCUGCUUGGUGAAUGGGGGCAAAUUUGCAAUCUGGAUGAAGUACUGGUAGAGUUAUCGAUAUAAUUCCAGAAUUAAGUUGAGAAAGCGCUGAGAAACAAACAAAACCUCCUCGAUCGGUAGCGCAUGCACAUGAAACGUCCUCUAAACAACUCAAACUGGCAACGAACCACGUGAGAACAAGGUUUCACAUGUAAUGCAUGUGCAUGCCCCUCCGUCUCUCUAUAUAUACUCUAUAUAUAUAGAAAGAGAGAGACCUUCCUGUGGCCGCGCGAGGACGACAACAUCGUCGACCGCUACCCACCUUCUUCCCCAUUCGCCUUCCCUCCAUCAUUCCUUGGAUUGUAACCAGCUUGUCAAUUCGUACAUUUCAUCCUUAAAGGUGACGAGCGAGGAGAGGAAGAACCAAGAGCAAGAAGAGCCAGCCAGACGCCCAGCCCAGACAUAACAAGCCGGCAAUAAUGGAGGAGAAGAAGGACCUGCUCCGCAAGCUGACGAUCGUGUCGAUCCCGUUCGUGUUCGUGGCGAUCCCGUCGGUGGUGAUCAUCGUGGGCAUGCUGUCACCGCACGCGGCGGAGCCCCGGGCGGGGUCGUCGUCGUCGGGGGCGGCGGAGGCGGCGCCGGGGCAGAACCACUCGGUGUCGAUGCUGAGCACGAUGACGGGGGGGCAGAUGAUCCUGAGCUGCCGCGCCGCCUUCUCGGGCAACUGGGAGUACUUCCACUACUUCAUCCUGGACCCGUACAAGCCGCAGCGGGCCUUCUUCCAGCCGCAGGCCGACCCCUACAUCCUCUUCUGCAAGUGGGGGUACAUGGGCAACUUCCUCCAGGACGUCGUCGUCUUCAACAGCUCCGCCGCGUGGGCGCCGCGCUGCCGCGUCGACAACGGCGGAUGCCGAUACCUCUUCCAGGACGCCCACAUGUUCCUCAUCACCGGGAAGCACGGCGGCGACACCGAGGCACACAGGGUGAAGGUGGAGGAGACGACUGAGGAACAGCAGACGCCUGCACCUGCUGGUCCGGGGCCGGCUCCGGGUCCUGGUCCAGGUCCGAGUCCGGUUCCCGUUCCGGCUCCGGCACUAGUUCCGUCCCUGGCUCCGUCUCCGGCCUCCCACCAGCAGCGGCAGGAGAAGACGCUGAUCGGGGACGUGCUGCUCAGGGAGUGCAGACACUUGCUUGGCAUGUUCCCCACCAUGUGCCGGAGAAAGCCACACAGCCACCCGUACGUCGGAAAAAUCAUCGGCCGGUGGCGGUGGUGGUUCAACUACUAGUACUACCUGGCUUGCAGCUUGCCAUCGGCGUUGGUGCAUACGCGCUGCACGCAGGAAACGAAAUGGUAUAAACACGAUGUGUAUAUACAGGUUACAUUUUUGAAUUCGUGACAAAGGCUCUUCCGUCUGUUUUUGAAUUCGUGACAAAAAGCUCUUCCGUCUGUUUUUGAAUCCAUGACAUGACUUGUAUGGUAUACAUUGGCAAUGAUCGUAUAUAUCCCUACCUACUACACAUAUCCAUGUAUGCUUUACUAGUACAGGAAAAAAAAUGCCGCAGGACAAGGGUCACUGGAUCAAUGAGGAAGCUGGCCAAGAAACAAAUAGGGGGCUCGCAUGACAGGGUGGUACUACAAUGGCGGGUAGAAA
This is a messenger RNA of Zea mays, 2074 nucleotides long. RefSeq lists its product as uncharacterized. Lineage: Eukaryota; Viridiplantae; Streptophyta; Magnoliopsida; Poales; Poaceae. The record is from RefSeq and is a predicted model, not a curated record. Bases 902 to 1708 code for a protein of 268 amino acids. The transcript has 2 exons.